AUGGGUUCUCCGAGUAAACUCGCCAUUUUGUUCCUAGUAUUAUUCCUAGUCGAUCAUGCGUCGGUCGCGCAGUUUGUACGUGGGCGAAGAGAUGUUCGGCGAGAGAGCAAGAACGCGGCGAAGACGAUCGAGACAGAAGAUGGGGAUGUGAUUGACUGUGUUGACAUAGAGAAACAGCCUGCUUUGGAUCAUCCCCUUCUCAAGGGUCACAAGAUACAGAUGAAGCCCAGUCCAAUGCCUGAGAUGAUCAAGACCAAGGAUGAUAGGAGCAGACAAGUGAAGAUUGAGCUAAAGAGCGUGAAUUGUCCACGGGGAACGGUUCCGAUCUUGAGGACUAAUAUCACAACUAAACCCACCCCGCCGGUUAACUCUAGGGGUUACGGGUUCGGAUUCAGAUCAUCUCGAGUAGAGGUUGAAGAUGCUUAUGCUACAACAAUGGACACGAGUGGUGGUUACACAGGCAUAUUGGGGUGGGUGAAUGUGUGGAACCCUAAGGUUGAGAUCCCUGACGAGGCGACUGGAGGUUACAUUUGGGCUCAAACGGGUCUUUCUGGUGACAAAAACCUCAAUGUUGCUGGGGCUGGAUGGACGGUGAACCCGACCGUGUUCGGCGACAAUAGUACGCGGUUUGUAAUAUUCUGGACGAGAGACAACUUCAUCAAAACAGGCUGCUUCAAUCAUAUCUGUCCUGGGUUUGUGCAAAUGAGCCAACACCAGUACUUAGGAGGUGUCAUAAGCCCUAUCUCCGUAUACGGCGAUCCCCUUAAACAGUACCAUAUCCCACUCCUGAUUUUACAGGACAGCGGGACGAAGAACUGGUGGUUAGUGUUCCAGGGCGAGGCGUUUGGGUACUGGCCGAGUGACAUCUUCACGGAGCUAUCGGCGGGAGCUGAGAGCCUGUCGUGGGGCGGCAAGGUCUUGCGGAGCAGGAGCCAAAGCCAAGAUCACCAACGGAAUGCUUCGGAGCCCGAGAUGGGAAGCGGGCACUGGCCGGAGGAAGGCUUCUCGAGAGCAUGUUACAUUGACGGCAUCGGUGUGGUGAACAAGUCAUCGGAGAAAUCAGAGCCAAAGUCUCUCACCUUCAUGACCACCUCGAGGGAGCGCUAUGACGUGAGGGUUGGGACCUGGGAGGGUGCUCAGGGAUCGUCCCUCUUCUUUGGAGGUAGUUGA
Syzygium oleosum is the source of this 1170-nucleotide messenger RNA. RefSeq lists its product as uncharacterized. Bases 1 to 1170 code for a protein of 389 amino acids. The record is from RefSeq and is a predicted model, not a curated record. NCBI's taxonomy places the organism in Eukaryota, Viridiplantae, Streptophyta, Magnoliopsida, Myrtales, Myrtaceae. The transcript is spliced from 7 exons.